Molecule: messenger RNA, 249 nt
Organism: Lathyrus sativus (Indian pea)
Lineage: Eukaryota; Viridiplantae; Streptophyta; Magnoliopsida; Fabales; Fabaceae
Source: the annotation of a GenBank genome assembly
AUGGAGAAGGCGGUGAGAGCAUACGCAGAGGUUCUGAGACUAGUAAGGCGUUUACCAAAGGAUUCAAGGGGUUAUUAUGCCAAAUACGCACGCGAGAACUUCGUCAAUUACCGUGAGGUCGAUCCUUCUGAUUCCACAACUCUUCAUGAUCUCUUUCAACGUACCUACACUCAUUCCAUAUGGGUCCUCCAUAAGUAUUCGGUUGAUGAAUCUGCCGCCGAUAAGCUCAAAGGGAUAUGUCGCGGUUAG